Pelobates fuscus (common spadefoot toad) is the source of this 1913-nucleotide messenger RNA. RefSeq names its product WW domain containing oxidoreductase (gene WWOX). Lineage: Eukaryota; Metazoa; Chordata; Amphibia; Anura; Pelobatidae. Bases 1 to 1245 code for a protein of 414 amino acids. The transcript is spliced from 9 exons. Gene Ontology annotation, molecular function: protein binding. The record is from RefSeq and is a predicted model, not a curated record.
AUGGCAGCCCUAAAAUACGCAGGCUUGGAUGACACGGACAGUGAGGAUGAGUUGCCACCAGGAUGGGAAGAGAGGAGUACCAAGGAUGGAUGGGUUUACUUUGCAAAUCACCUAGAUGAGAAAACCCAAUGGGAACAUCCAAAAACUGGGAAACGGAAAAGAAUUGCAGGAGAUCUGCCUUACGGCUGGGAACAAGAAACAGAUGACAAUGGACAGACGUACUUUGUUGAUCACUUGAACAAGAGGACGACUUACCUCGAUCCAAGACUUGCCUUCACUGUUGAUGAUCAGCCUACGAAAAUAAGCACCAGGCAAAAAUAUGAUGGGAAUUCUACUGCCAUGGACAUACUCCAGGGCUGUGAUCUGUCUGGGAAGGUGGUCAUAGUCACAGGAGCAAACACUGGCAUUGGGUUUGAAACGGCCCGAUCGUUGGCUCUUCAUGGUGCCCAAGUUAUCAUGGCGUGCAGAAAUUUGCAAAAAGCCAAUGAAGCCAAGCGCCAGAUCUUAGAUGAAUGGCACAAAGCUAAGGUAGAAGUGAUGAUCUUGGAUCUGGCCUCUCUACGCAGUGUGGAAAAUUUUGCCGAAGCCUUCAAGAGUCGAAAUCUGCAUCUCCACGUGCUAAUUUGCAACGCAGCUUGGCUGGGAGGCCCAUGGCAACUCACUGAAGAUAACUUUGAAUGGACCUUCCAGGUGAAUCAUCUCAGCCAUUUUUACCUCUUCUCUCUCCUGCAAGAUACGUUGCGUCAUUCCAUCCCUUCAAGAGUUGUUGUAGUAUCGUCAGAAUCACACAGGUUUACAGAUAUUAGAGAUUCAUCUGGUAAACUUGACCUCGGCCUGCUUUCCCCAUCUAAGAAAGACUAUUGGGCUAUGUUGGCGUACAAUCGUUCCAAGCUGUGCAAUGUGCUAUUCUCUCAAGAGCUGAACCGCCGCCUCUCUCCCCAUGGGGUGACGUCUAAUUCUGUCCAUCCAGGAAAUAUGAUGUAUUCUUCCAUUCAUCGGAACUGGUGGGGGUACAGGUUGCUGUUUGCUUUGGUCCGGCCCUUCACAAAGUCCAUGCAACAAGGAGCGGCCACGUCUACCUACUGCGCUGUGUCCCCAGAGCUAGAAGGCCUAGGAGGGAUGUAUUUCAAUAACUGCUGCCGAUGCCUUCCAUCACAGCAGGCCCAGCGAGAGGAGACGGCGGCGGCCUUGUGGGAGCUGAGCGAGAAGCUGAUCCAAGAACGAGUUGGCAGUCAGUCCAAAUAGCAGGGAGCCGCCAUUAGGAUCAAAACACAUGGAGUCGUGUGCACUCGGAAACUGCCAGCUUUGGAAUGUGUCCAAACUUAUCAUCUAGAGGGUUUCUGUAUACCUCUGAUACAGAUUAACUAGUGUUAAAUGAAAUAAUGGCAGUCACAACAUAGUGAAAAAUGUUAAGUACUAAUGGGAAGCAGGGAAUACGGUGGGGUUAAAGGGAUGAUAUCUCUUUUCUUGUUGUUAGUUAAGCACAUUUUCUUUUGUCUUUUAAUUAGCGUAUGUAACCCAGAUUGUGAAAUAAAUAACCGAGCAAAAUAAAAACAGCAGAUCGAUGGGGCCAAGUAAAUUACAAGCGGUUUAAUUUCUGCAUGGAAUGUAAUGGAUCCUGAAGAAGGCACAAGAAAUACUGUGAUGUUGGUGGUUUGACAAUUAAUGAAAUAUAGACCCAUUUUGCAAAAGAAAAAAAAAAGAGAGAAUGGAGCUUGUAUUGAAUAGAUUCAAUCGUGAUGGUUAGUCUUGGAAAUACAACCAAUUGUGAGUUACAUUUCCCACGAUGCACCACCAGCUGAAAGACUGAUUGAGCAUCAUUGGAAUGUGAACCACAAUCAUAGUAUUGCUGUCUUUUCUUUACAGAGAUUGUUAACCAGAAUGAAUAUUAAUAAAGACGCAGUGGAUAACAA